Aethalodelphis obliquidens (Pacific white-sided dolphin) is the source of this 4075-nucleotide messenger RNA. It is a transcript of the gene CEP112, whose product is annotated as centrosomal protein 112. The record is from RefSeq and is a predicted model, not a curated record. The coding region runs from base 137 to 2755 and encodes 872 amino acids. The transcript is spliced from 24 exons. NCBI's taxonomy places the organism in Eukaryota, Metazoa, Chordata, Mammalia, Artiodactyla, Delphinidae.
GCUCCUCCCACCCCCCGGGCCUGCUGCGAGGCUGCGACCUCUGCGCCCGCACGGAUUUGAAACCUUUUUGUGGCGGCGGCGGCGGUGGCGACGGCGGCGACGGCGGCGGCCGCUCGGAAAGCUUGCACGCUGAAUUAUGGAAAUGGGAAGCGAAGAAGAAAAAUGGGAGAAGCUGGAUGCGGAAUUUGAUCACUUUGUGGUAGAUAUGAAGCCCUUUGUUCUAAAAUUACCCCAUAGGUCAGAGCGGCAGAGGUGUGCACUUUGGAUUAGAAAACUGUGUGAGCCUUCAGGAACAGGAGCAGGGGUCACAGGCAGGAGGAAUCGGAAUCUGUACGCAAAGCUCUUACUACACAUGCUCAGGCGAGGGGCUCUCGAGGGCCCUUUCACUCACCGCCCUGAGCCAGGGACGCUGAAAACUUUACCUUCAUACAUGUCCAUCUAUUUUGAUGAACCAAAUCCAGCACAAGCCAAAGGAUUGUCCAGCCCAGAAGGAUUACCAGACUGGGUGAUGGGCGAGCUGGGGAACGGUGAGCACAGACUCAGCGAGUCACGGACGCUCUCUUCUGGAGAAGAUUGCUCUUUGGUACAGUCGCCGACCCAUGUCCAGAGGGAACAAUGCAUUGCAAAGCUCCAAACCAGAUCACAGUCUAUGAGUCCAACCUACAGAGAUGAUGGACAGAUUAUUACCCCAAGGAGUUAUGAAAUUCAUUCGAGGAAAUCUGCUCUUUCUUUGGAUGACAGUGACAUCGAAGCUCGCCUUAAUAGUUGGAAUCUUGGGAUAGAAAAUCCUCGGUACCUGAGACAGAAGCCUAUCCCCGUUACUUUGAUGACUCCCAAAUUCAGCCUGAGAAAAUCCAGCAGUCUCCAGGAGGAUCAGUUACUGUCUCGAAUGCAUGGGAAGGAGUUGGACAUGAAAACAAAAAUGAUGGAAGCUCAAUAUCAUGAAGAGAAACUUAAACUGCAACAGAAGCAUGACGCUGAUGUUCAGAAGAUUUUAGAAAGAAAGAAUAAUGAAAUAGAAGAAAUGAAAACUUUAUACAAAAAGAAACAAAAUGAAACGGAGGAGACUAUUAGAAAACUUGAAAAGAAAGUUCAGACCCUUGUACGUGAAUGUCAAGUUAUCAGAGAGACCAAAGAUAACCAGAUUGCAGAGUUAAAAAAGAUAUGUGAACAAAGUACAGAAUCUCUGAAUAAUGAUUGGGAAAAAAAGCUCCACAAUGCUGUAGCAGAAAUGGAGAAGGAAAAGUUUGAACUUCAAAAGCAGCACACUGAGAAUAUCCAAGAACUGCUCGAGGACACAAACGUACGUCUGACCAAAAUGGAGGGCGAAUACGUGGCACAAACACAGGCCACAAACCAGAUGAUCAAAGAACUGGAGUCCCGUGUCCAGCAGCUGACUGGAGAAGCAGAGAACAGUAAUUUACAGAAGCAGAAAUUAAUUCAAGAAAAAUUGGAACUUGAGAGAUGUUGCCAGAUAACAUGUAAUGAAUUACAAGAAGUAAAGGCAAGGCGCAACACAUUGCAUAAAGAGAAGGAUCAUCUUGUAAAUGAUUAUGAGCAAAACAUGAAACUGUUACAAACCAGAUAUGAUGCUGAUAUAAACCUUCUGAAAAAGGAACAUGCUCUUUCAACUUCUAAGGCAUCUGGUAUGAUUAAAGAAUUAGAACAGAACAUCUGUCAAUUAAAACAGCAGUUACAGGAAUCAGAACUUCAAAGAAAGCAGCAGUUAAAGGAUCAAGAAAAUAAGUUUCAAAUGGAGAAAUGUCACUUAAAACGCACCUAUGAGAAAAAGGUUCAUGACUUGCAGACUGAACUUGAUAAAGAAAAAGAAGACGCUCAAAAGAAAAUCCAUAAAUUUGAGGAGGCUUUGAAGGAAAAAGAGGAGCAGCUCACCCGUGUGACUGAGGUUCAGAGGCUGCAGGCACAGCAGGCAGAUGCAGCGCUGGAGGAGUUCAAGCGGCAGGUGGAGCUGAACUCGGAGAAGGUCUACGCGGAAAUGAAAGAGCAGAUGGGAAAAGUGGAAGCCGAUCUAACUAGAUCCAAGUCUCUUCGUGAGAAACAGUCGAAGGAGUUUCUGUGGCAGCUGGAGGACGUCAAGCAAAGAUACGAGCAGCAGAUAGUAGAGCUGAAGCUGGAGCAUGAACAGGAGAAGACGCACCUAUUACAGCAGCAUAACGCAGAGAAGGAUAGCCUAGUCCGAGACCAUGAACGGGAAAUUGGAGACCUGGAGAAACAGCUUCACACUGCCAAUAUGGAGCACGAAAAUCAAAUCCAAGAGUUCAGGAAACGAGAUUCACAGGUUAUUGCUGACAUGGAGGCACAAGUCCACAAGUUGAGAGAAGAGCUGAUCAGCGUGAACUCCCAGCGGAAGCAGCAGCUGGUGGAGCUCGGUCUUCUUCGUGAAGAGGAGAAGCAGAGGACUGCUCGGGACCACGAGGCUGCCGUCAACAAACUGAAGGCUGAGUCAGAAAAGAUGAAAAUAGAGCUGAAAAAGACUCAUGCCGCUGAGACAGAGAUGACGCUGGAAAAGGCCAACAGCAGGCUGAAGCAGACCGAAAAAGAAUACACUCAGAAGCUUGCCAAAUCCUCACAGAUCAUAGCAGAGCUUCAGACGACCAUCUCCUCUCUGAAAGAGGAGAGCAGCCAGCAGCGGCUCGCUGCAGAAAGGCAGCUCCAGGACGUUGUACAGAAGUUUGAAGAUGAGAAGAAGCAGCUGAUUAGAGAUAAUGACCGAGCAAUCAAGGUCAAAAUAUGAACACCCCACUCCCUGCUUCCAAAAUAUACAUGGGGAAAUCCUUACACAUCCCGCCUACUCACUGAAGGACGAAUGAAUCAUCUGUUUUUUCUGAAGUAAAACAGUAAAUUCAAACCUCAUGAAAGGAAGGAUAUGGUGACUUCAUGUUUUUUAACUAGAAAAAGCUUUAAAAAUUCUUUUUUUCUUUAUUAUGGAAACUUUCAAACAUACGCAGAAGUAGGGAGAAUAAUAUGCAGAAUCCCCAUCUACCCACCACCUGGCUUCACCAGUUUUUAACAGUUUGCGGGACUGACUCCUUCUUGGCAGUGUCUUUCAUACGCUCUGCUUUCCUUCCUUGCUCAUCUCCUUGGCUACGCGAGUUGCCGCUGGUGAGGCCCCUCCUGUGUCUCACCCAGCAGAGGUUCGUCGGCCUCCUUGAUUCAUGACCACAGACUUAACGCAAAAUCAACGACUUUGAGAACCCCAGUUUUAUACUUAAAUAGGGCAAAACUUCAUCCGCAAUCUUUUUCGCUUACAUCUGAUUUAAUCCAGUCCCUUCAAAUAAAAGAACCUGCAUCAUUCAAAGGUCCCACUUCGGGGAGAACACGUUCUAUGGGCCAGCACUCAGGGAAGGAGCCGUUUACGCUUCGGCCCUCAUACGGAUGGCUGGCCCAGAAGAUGUACCGCCGACCUCGUGGUGACUUGUGACCAAGCCAGACACAAGCGUGAGCCACGACCUGGCAACACAGAAUGAGGCAGGGUGCACGGAAGACACACCAAAUCUCAAGUCAGUGAGAACCGGUCUGAAAACUCCUAAAAAGUGGAGGGCACAGUUCUGUAGAAUGUGUGAUUCAGGAGAAAGGUGACUUCUGUGCUACUGAUUCUGUUUUGAUCUGCAAGUGGAUUUUUCCACAUUUCUCACAACUGAGGUUUUUGGUAAAGAUGGGAAAGUGGGGAGUUUGAGAUCAUGCCGUCUGGUGAGACCCUGCAGUGCAGGUGUCCCGGGUUAUGAGACAAGUCUGCGUGCUCGGCCGGCCAGAUGGACGCCCACCCCCCAGUCCCACCCUCAGAUGAGGGGAGGACCUGGCUGAGAGUUUGGCCAAAGACAAGGUCAGAAAUCUCUAGAAAAACUUGUGCUAAAUCCUAAGUCUGAAAGCCUCUGUCAUGCCUUGUACACUAGGGACGCUCUGACUAUAUCUUGUGUAUCAUUACAGCCCAGUCUUUCUCCUUUCCAAUGAAGUUUUCCUGUAUUAAAUAACUUUUUAACCACUUAUAAUUCAAACGAACUUGCAUUUCAUGUGUCCAUUAUUAAAAGGCAUGUAUCUGCCAUCAUUUCAUGUU